This is a messenger RNA of Arachis ipaensis, 1585 nucleotides long. Lineage: Eukaryota; Viridiplantae; Streptophyta; Magnoliopsida; Fabales; Fabaceae. The record is from RefSeq and is a predicted model, not a curated record.
UGGCUAGCGCGUAGGUCUCAUAAACAAUUUCAAAGAAACAAACAAUAAAAAAGAAAAAAAGAAACUUUGAUGCUUGUUGACCGUUUUUGUCCCUACACACCAAACCUUAAACGCUCUUCUUCUUCUUCUUCUUCUUCUUCGUUCUCUUUCUCUCUGGCUUCGUAUAUUUCACCAUGAAGAACCCCUUUUUCAAAACAACCUUCUUAUUCCUCUCAAGUUAAGCCAUUCUUGGUGCUGCCAAACACGCCCUUAAUUAAUUAAUGGGUUGCUUCCUUGCUUGUUUUGGUUCCUCCAAAUCCAAACGCAGAAAACACACGCACAGUGUUCAACGAAAUGCUACAAGCAAGCCUGAGCAACCUAGAGUCUCUCUGGUUCAGGAUCAUUCCGAUUAUGGAGUUAGUGAUCUCAGUGAUGAAGAUGAAGAAUGUGAUGAAAUGGUUGAAGAGUUUGAAGAAGAUAGGGUGAAAAUCGAUGUUGAUCAUGUGGUUACUGAAGGGGUUAUGGAGAGUACAAUCCAAAAUUGUGAAAGUGAUUUGAAGCCAUUUGGGGUUAAUCCCAAUGCUAGAGAUAGAAGUGCUUAUGUUCAUCCUGUGUUAAACCCUGUCGAGAAUCUCACUCAGUGGAAAUCAGUCAAGGCCAAGAGAACAGUAUCAUCACCAUUGAAGCCUCAGAAAGAGAAUUAUGUUUCUCCCAAUCAUGAAUCUCCAAGGAUUGCUAUUGCAGCUGCGGAACAAAGUGUUAAGGAAGUUUCUUUCCACUUGAAUUCGAAAACUGACUCACCAAAGAAGCUGAGCCAGGAAAUUUCAGUUGAUGAAAGUGUUAAGGAAGUUUCUUUCCACUUGAAUUCGAAAACUGACUCACCAAAGAAGCUGAGCCAGGAAAUUUCAGUUGAUGAAAGUGUUAAGGAAGUUUCUUUCCACUUGAAUUCGAAAACUGACUCACCAAAGAAGCUGAGCCAGGAAAUUUCAGUUGAUGCUAGCCUCUCAAAUUGGUUGGCUACUUCGUCAGAAACGAGCACACCUAUGAACAAGGGUAGCUCAGUGUCCUUGAAUUCAGUUACAACUCCUGAAAGAAGCACAGUCUCACAAGGUUCAAAUUCUGUAAUUAGCCAUGAUGAUAGGCCUAUUUUAGGUGCAUUGACGUUGGAAGAAAUCAAGCAAUUUUCAGCUACUUCGUCACCAAGGAAGUCACCUAGUAGGAGUCCUGAUGAGAUGCCUAUCAUAGGCACUGUUGGGACCUACUGGAAUUUUGCCGAAGAAGCCAGCACAGCAUCAUCCUUCAAAGGGAUUCCCAACACAACAAGCAAGUAUAGAGAGGAUAAGAAAGUGAAUUGGCACUCAACUCCAUUUGAGACAAGGUUAGAGAAAGCUUUGAACAGAGGUGCUGCUACUAAGAGAAAUGCAUGCACUGGUUUGUGUGGUUUUUGGGGUGUGAAUUGUCUAGGAAUUCAAUUUUUUUAUUCUUAUGAAAUGAUUCAGUGUGUGAUGUUUACUUCUUCAAUUUGCAGUUUGGGUAAAUAAUUAAUACAAUCAUAUAUCUUAUAUCUACAUUGUGUCUUCAGUUAUUUUUCAUCCUUUCAUGGGAA